UGGGAGGUGUGGCUGAUGAUCGUCUCCGACUCGCUAAGUCGCGGAGUCACAAACGUGGCGGAAAGCAAGCCCCCACUUUUUGGGAAGAGUAGGACGAGGGGCGGGGCUGCAGCGAGACCCACUAGUUUCGCUUUCCAGGGGAGGCAGCGGCCGGUAGCUGCUGCUGUGGGCGGCGCCCCCGGCAUGGAGUCUCCUUCCUGCCCUCGCAGGCUCCGGCGCCCCAGCGAAACGCUCCGACCGCUCCCCUCUCCCAACACUCUGGUUCCCUGGCCGCCUGCGGGGACGCGGUUGGCGGCGACACCGGAGGGGGGUGGGUCAGGAAGUGGGGGCGCGGCGGCCAGGAGCGGGCCCCGGGUGGCCGAGGGGUUCGGCGACGCGGAGGGAGGGACGCUCCGGGCCGCGCGGGAGCCGGAGGGCGCCACGGCCUCCGCAGAGACGAUGGCGGAGGAAGAAGGACCACCUGUAGAGCUGCGCCAAAGAAAAAAGCCAAAGUCUUCAGAAAAUAAGGAAUCUGCCAAAGAAGAGAAAAUCAAUGACAUUCCAGCUCCUGAAAGAGUUCCAAAACAUGUAUUAUUUCAACGCUUUGCAAAGAUUUUCAUUGGCUGUCUUGCAGCGGUUACUAGUGGUAUGAUGUAUGCUCUCUACUUAUCAGCAUACCAUGAACGGAAAUUCUGGUUUUCCAACAGGCAGGAGCUUGAACGGGAAAUCACGUUUCAGGGUGACAGUGCCAUUUAUUACUCCUAUUAUAAAGAUAUGUUAAAGGCACCUUCAUUUGAAAGAGGUGUUUAUGAACUGACACACAAUAACAAAACUGUAUCUCUGAAGACUAUAAAUGCAGUGCAGCAAAUGUCUCUAUAUCCGGAACUUAUUGCUAGCAUUUUAUAUCAAGCCACUGGGAGCAAUGAGAUUAUUGAGCCAGUGUAUUUCUAUAUUGGCAUUGUUUUUGGAUUGCAAGGAAUAUAUGUUACUGCUUUAUUUGUUACAAGUUGGCUUAUGAGUGGAACGUGGCUAGCAGGAAUGCUUACUGUUGCAUGGUUCAUUAUUAACAGGGUAGAUACAACAAGAAUUGAAUACUCCAUUCCUUUAAGAGAAAACUGGGCACUACCAUAUUUUGCAUGCCAAAUUGCUGCACUUACAGGCUAUUUAAAAAGCAACUUAAAUACUUAUGGAGAGAGGUUUUGCUACUUGUUGAUGAGUGCUUCAACUUACACAUUUAUGAUGAUGUGGGAGUAUAGCCAUUAUCUCCUGUUUCUUCAAGCAAUAUCUCUAUUCCUGCUAGAUAUCUUUUCACUGAAGCAAAAUGACAAGGUUUAUGAAGUUUAUAAAAUCUACAUAUUUUCCCUCUUUCUGGGAUAUUUACUGCAAUUUGAGAAUCCAGCUUUGUUGGUAUCUCCUUUACUAAGUUUAGUAGCAGCCUUAAUGCUUGCUAAGUGCCUUCAGCUGAAUGUGAAGAAAGGAAGUUUUGUAGCUAAAAUAAUAAAAGUGAUUAAUUUUUACUUGGUGUGUACUCUGACAAUAACAUUGAAUAUUAUAAUGAAGAUGUUUGUCCCACACAAAGAAAAUGGGCACAUGCUGAAAUUCCUUGAAGUAAAAUUUGGACUAAAUAUGACUAAGAAUUUUACAAUGAAUUGGCUCCUCUGUCAAGAAUCCCUGCAGGCACCAUCUCAAGAUUUUUUUCUGCGAUUGACACAGUCUUCUUUAUUACCUUUCUAUAUCCUGGUGUUAAUUAUUUGUUUUCUUUCUAUGUUGCAAGUUAUUUUUAGAAGGAUUAAUGGUAAGUCCCUGAAGGAAACUGUUACUCUUGAAGAUGGACGAAUUGGAGAAAGACCAGAAAUAAUUUAUCAUGUAAUUCACACUAUUUUAUUGGGUUCUCUUGCAAUGGUUAUAGAAGGCUUGAAGUACAUCUGGAUUCCUUAUGUGUGCAUGUUAGCAGCAUUUGGUGUAUGUUCUCCUGAACUUUGGAUGACACUUUUCAAGUGGCUUCGAUUAAGAACUGUACACCCAAUAUUGUUGGCUCUUAUUCUGAGCAUGGCUGUGCCUACUAUAAUAGGUCUCAGCUUAUGGAAAGAGUUUUUUCCAAGAUUAAUGACAGAAUUAAUGGAACUACAGGAAUUCUAUGACCCAGAUACAGUGGAACUUAUGACCUGGAUAAAAAGGCAAGCUCCAGUUGCAGCUGUGUUUGCAGGGAGUCCACAGUUAAUGGGUGCGAUUAAAUUAUGCACUGGAUGGAUGGUGACAAGUUUGCCUCUAUACAAUGAUGAUGAUCUUCUCAAGAGAAAUGAAAAUAUCUACCAAAUCUAUUCAAAGCGAUCUGCUGAGGAUAUUUAUAAAAUACUGACAUCUUACAAAGCUAAUUACCUAAUUGUAGAGGAUGCUAUCUGCAAUGAGGUGGGAACCAUGAGAGGCUGUAGGGUUAAAGAUUUAUUAGACAUUGCAAAUGGCCAUAUGGUUUGUGAAGAAGGUGACAAGCUAACCUACUCAAAGUAUGGGCGAUUUUGUCAUGAGGUCAAAAUUAACUAUUCUCCAUAUGUGAAUUAUUUCACUAGAGUAUACUGGAACAGAUCCUACUUUGUAUAUAAAAUCAACACUGUGAUAUCCUUCCAGUCUUGAAAAAUAACAGAGCCUUCAUUUCAAAGACUACCUGAAGUAAAACGCAGUUUUCUUCUAUCUACUCGAUGUCUUUUGCAGCUCAGAGUAUGGACGUUUGAAAUAUUGCUGCUUCUUUCCCCCUUCUGCUCUUAACUGGAUCCAGAGUUCUGUGGGAAAUAGAAGAUCAAGCAUUACUCUCCUUUGAUUAAAUGUGAUGUAUACCACUCUGCAAUAUUCCAGACAGGUGUCUUCCUUACUGUUACAUGGUCUUUAAUACUUUUACUGAUUUCAACAUUUUCCCCAUAAAAUCUUCCUUCUAUUAUUGAUCUUGAAUUUGAGUAUAUUCUAGGUCAGAAUACAUUUCUCAAACAUAACAUUUAAUAAAUACUUAAUGUGAUAUAAUUAUUUAAUAGAAGGAAAGAAUUAUUCCUACCUUCAAGCAAGUUUCUGAAGGUAUUUUAUGAUGUAUAACAACUGAAGUUUUACAAUAAAAACUAAUUUAAAUGUUAGCUGAAGAUACGUGGCAUUUAAAUUAAAAUGGAAAUUAUAUAAAGGAAAGUGAUUUUUAAGGAUAUACAUAAAGAUAUAUCUAGAAUUUUCAUGAUACUCUUCUCAUCUGCUGCUUGUGUAAGUGAGCACUUUCUUAGUAAUACAUAGUGCAUGAUGUUAUUGCAUUUUUUAAAUGACUAGUAAAUGAUUAGUUAUUUCACUUAUGCCUAUUAAUUUGAUACCAAUUUAAUCAUGAUAAAACAAUAACUGUUACAUGUUUUUUUAAAUGGACAUUUAAAAGAAUGUUGUUCAGGUUUUUUUUUUUAAAUACUGAUAUGGGGCAUACAAUCUAUUCACAUAUUUUCUACUGAAGUACUAAGUAAAAAAUUAAAUCAUUAUCAGAAUAAAAAUAUGUGUUCUAAAAUGAGCAACAGUUUCUGGGGAUACAUGCAGAUGUUGUUAAACGUACCUCUGCAUGCAGAUAUAUUAUAAAACACAAGCAAUGUUAUUUAUGAAACUGUGAUGCAGUCUUCAACAUCAAGAAAAAAUGACAACUAUAAUAACAUUUACAACACAGUUUCACAGUCUAAAUGCUAUGUUUCUUUAAGUAUUUUUAUAUUUUUAAUCAUUUAUGAAGAGAAAAUUUUAAAACGUUGAUUUGGCCUUAUUAAGAGAUUCAGGAUAGAUGUAGUCUAUAGAUGUGUCAUAAGUUGGGAUACAUGUUUAGUUUUUCCUUAUACUCCUGAGUUCAGUGAACAGAUUUUCAUAAUUCUAACUUGUUAAAGUGCUGCAAAAAUUGCAUUUUCAGUACUCUAAAUUACUACAUUAGAAGGGAACAUUUCUCCGUUGUCUUUAUUUUCUGUUAUAUAUGUGUUGUAAAAGUACACUACAUUAGAAGGGAGCUUUUUCCAUUGUCUUUAUUUUCUGUUAUACAUACGUUGUAAAAGUACAUGAAUUCUUAGACUAACUCUCAGAUGCUUUGCUCUUUUGGAGCUUAAGAAUUGUUUGAUGUUGAUGUCAUAUAUCUGAUAGAUUAGUUUCAGUGGUUCUCAUUUCACUUUUAUACAUAAUUUUUAAAGUAUGUUAAGAUAGUUGCAGGCAGUGUACUUCAGGUUGACUCUGUACAUCUGACUAGUGAAUCACUAGUAUAUUGCUUCAAGCCUUCUGAAAAUAUGACCAUAGUUACCUAAGCACGCAGUGAAUAGUCACAUGGUAGUACUUGUGAUUAGAGCAUGUAAAACAAUGUAAUUUAAAAGUCAUCUUCCAUAUUUUGAAGGGGAAGUAGAACACCCUACUUUUUAUGUAGUGUGAAAUAUUUAAUUGAAUUUUUAUCGAUUUAUAUUAUGUCACCUGUGCUGAAUUAGGUUUGGUACUUGUGUUUUGUUUGACGUAUUAGUAAGUUGCUUUUGCUUCUUUAUGUCAACUUAUUUCUUAAAUAAAAUCGAUCUGGAAAAAUUGUUAA
Chlorocebus sabaeus (green monkey) is the source of this 4540-nucleotide messenger RNA. RefSeq names its product dpy-19 like 4 (gene DPY19L4). The record is from RefSeq and is a predicted model, not a curated record. Gene Ontology annotation, cellular component: nuclear inner membrane. Lineage: Eukaryota; Metazoa; Chordata; Mammalia; Primates; Cercopithecidae. Gene Ontology annotation, molecular function: mannosyltransferase activity.